Molecule: messenger RNA, 397 nt
Organism: Motacilla alba alba
Lineage: Eukaryota; Metazoa; Chordata; Aves; Passeriformes; Motacillidae
Product: histone H4
Exons: 1
Coding region: 24-335 (103 amino acids)
Biological process (GO): nucleosome assembly
Cellular component (GO): nucleosome
Molecular function (GO): structural constituent of chromatin; protein heterodimerization activity; DNA binding
Source: RefSeq, a predicted model, not a curated record
UCGGCAGCAGGCUUAGUGUGAUCAUGUCUGGCCGGGGUAAGGGCGGCAAGGGGCUCGGCAAGGGCGGCGCCAAGCGCCACCGCAAGGUGCUGCGCGACAACAUCCAGGGCAUCACCAAGCCCGCCAUCCGCCGCCUGGCUCGGCGCGGCGGCGUCAAGCGCAUCUCGGGGCUCAUCUACGAGGAGACGCGCGGCGUGCUCAAGGUCUUCCUGGAGAACGUGAUCCGCGACGCCGUCACCUACACGGAGCACGCCAAGAGGAAGACGGUCACGGCCAUGGACGUGGUCUACGCCCUCAAGCGCCAGGGCCGCACCCUCUACGGCUUCGGCGGCUAAAGCCUCGCCUUCCUACCGUACCAGCAACCCACAAUCACAAAGGCUCUUUUAAGAGCCGCACA